Molecule: messenger RNA, 1733 nt
Organism: Arvicanthis niloticus (Nile rat)
Lineage: Eukaryota; Metazoa; Chordata; Mammalia; Rodentia; Muridae
Gene: Zbp1
Product: Z-DNA binding protein 1
Biological process (GO): positive regulation of type I interferon-mediated signaling pathway
Cellular component (GO): nucleus
Molecular function (GO): DNA binding; double-stranded RNA adenosine deaminase activity; RNA binding
Source: RefSeq, a predicted model, not a curated record
GUCAGAAUCUGCCACCCCCUGCCCUAAAGGCGCCCCAAGGCUACUGUGAGCAUGGCAGAAGCUCCUGCUGACCCGAGCACAGGAGACAGUCUGGAGCAAGAGAUCCUGCAGGUGUUGAGUGAUGCCGGUGGCCCUGUGAAGACUGGCCAGAUGCUAAAGAAGUGUCAGGUGCCCAAGAAAACCCUCAAUCAAGUCCUUUACCGCCUGAAGGACCAGGGCAAAGUGUCUUCCCCAGCCCCUGCGACGUGGAGCUUAGGCGGGGAUGCUUCCAGAGAUGGGACUCCUGCAAUCCCCGAGGACUCCACUGCUCAGCCUAGCCUUGAGAAAAGAAUAUUAAGAUUCCUGGAGGCCCAUGAACCACAAAGGGCCCUGCAUAUCGCCAAGGCUCUGGGAAUGACGACAGCCAAAGAAGUGAACCCACUCCUGUAUACCAUGAGGAGUAAGCACCUUCUCAGCUUUGACGGACAGAGAUGGAGCAUCUACCACUCAAGUCAGGAAGGCCAAGAGCUAGCUCAUUCUGGAGUCAGACAAGAAUCCUCUACGAUUAUUUAUCAGCAAAAUCCGAUCAACAUGAUCUGCCAACAAGGACUCAACAGCCACAUCUCCAUUGCCAAGUCAGAAAACAUCCAGAUUGGCCAUGGGAAUGUCAUGUCAAGACAGACCGCCUGUGGUGAACCAGGUCCCAGGACCCCUCACCAUGUCCCUCUACUGGUGCCAGAGGAUGCCUCUGCUCAGGACACGCCCCCUGGUGCCCACGGAGCUCAGCACAUCCACAUGGACAAGUCCAUGCUCCGACGCGUGCAGCUUGGUCAUGGCAACGAGAUGAGCCUCGUGAGGGAUCCUGGGGAACACUCCGCUUAUAGCUUUUCUGGCAGCCCCCCAGUGUCAACCACCACUGCUGACCCAGGAUCUUCAUUCAACAUGCAAACACCUGAGCCAGGCUCUCACCCUGGGGGAGACACAGCCCAGAGCGUCCACAUCAAAUCCUGCUUGCUAGAGGAUGCCACCAUCGGUAACAGCAACAAGAUGACCAUCCACUCUAGGUCAAAGGGUGGAGUCGUGGAGUCUGGAGAAGAGCCGAAGGAAGACAUAGGUGGGAGCUCUGAAGCCACGCCUCCCAGAAGCUGCUUGCACGGGCCCAGUGACUCCAUGCUGCUCACCUCUGGGCUGAGAACUAUGGCUCUGGGAGACAGCAGCGCCCAGACCACAGAACCUGUGCUUAGAGAGGAUGAAGUCCAGGACACAGAAAGCUGUCAGGCCCAGGACUGAGGCCAGAAAGCAAUGGAGCCGUGGAAUCAUAACUGACCUCUCUGCCACCAUGAGCCAAAUCAACCUUUCCUCCCUCAAGAUCAAUCAACAAUCAAUCAAGCAACCAUAUGAGCCAGUCCUACCACUCCUGGGUGCUCACCAGAAGGGAAAAGUCAGCUCAGAGAGAUCUCUGCAUAUCCAUGUAGGCUGUGGUCCUGUUUCCAGCAACUAAGAAACAGAACCAACCUUGCUGUCCAGCAGUGGAAGAUGUGUGAAUUGGAGUAUGCACAGAGCCACAAAAAAAUCCUGAGGUUGUCAUUGCCCAAAAGAAGAUGCAACCAGAAACCACCACAUUAAAUGAAUGAAAGCCAUUUUUAGAAAGACAAGGGUCACAUUUUCUCUCUUUUGUGGCUCCUAGACCUUUUGGAUAAACUCAGUUCUGCUGGCACCACGCCUGCCUGGAUGCUGCCAUGCUUCCGCCUUGA